Messenger RNA from Danio rerio (zebrafish), 3363 nucleotides. RefSeq names its product ER degradation enhancer, mannosidase alpha-like 1 (gene edem1). The record is from RefSeq and is marked validated. Gene Ontology annotation, biological process: positive regulation of retrograde protein transport, ER to cytosol; carbohydrate metabolic process; ERAD pathway. Lineage: Eukaryota; Metazoa; Chordata; Actinopteri; Cypriniformes; Danionidae. Gene Ontology annotation, cellular component: membrane; endoplasmic reticulum; endoplasmic reticulum membrane. Gene Ontology annotation, molecular function: mannosyl-oligosaccharide 1,2-alpha-mannosidase activity; calcium ion binding.
AAGAAGAGCUGUGGACUUUUGCGCUUCGUUAAGUCGCAGCGGCUAAGUGAAUUAUGACUUUGAAGGCCGACAGCAGGCAAAGAUGCAAUGGAGGUCAAUAGUCGUGGGUCUCCUUGUUUUAAGAGUGCUGCUCAAUUGCGCGGUGUGGCUCGUGUUUGGACUGGGACCCAGCUGGGGCUUUGACUUCCCCAUUAAAUUCACGUUCAACUCGCAUAAAAUUGAACUUUUCAAUGAUGGCGAAAGAGCCACCGUGAAAACUAACGCCUGGUUGCGGCACCUUUAUGACAGCAGAAACCCUCAAGCGAAGACCUGCUCCAAGAUCAGCGGGAAUUCGCCAAAGAAGUCCUACCUCAGUUUCUUUGAGGAGGGCAGAGAUGAGUAUGACAGAAAGUACAGCUCUUUCCCGGACGCCCUUAAAGUCAAGAUGAGGGCCAUGGCGCGGGACAUGUUUUAUUUCGGAUAUGAUAACUACAUGAAGUUUGCCUUUCCAGAGGAUGAACUGAACCCUAUAGCAUGUGAAGGUCGAGGGCCUGAUGUGCUCAAUCCGUCAAAUAUCAACAUUAAUGAUGUUCUUGGAAACUACUCUUUAACUCUCAUCGAUACUCUUGAUACACUGUUGGUUCUCGGAAAUGUGACCGAAUUUCAUCGAGCUGUUAAAUUGGUGAUUGAUACAGUAUCUUUUGACAAGGACUCCACUGUUCAAGUCUUUGAGGCCAACAUCAGAAUCCUUGGCAGUUUGAUCUCAGCCCACAUUCUGCUGACUGACCCACGGCACCCGUUUGGAGAUGUAGGACUGAAAGACUAUGACAAUGAGCUGCUACACCUGGCACAUGAUCUUGCCGUUCGACUACUACCUGCUUUCGAGAACACUAGCACAGGCAUCCCUUAUCCAAGGGUGAAUUUAAAGAAUGGUGUUCCUCCUGACAGCAUUAAUGAGACUUGUACGGCAGGGGCAGGCUCUCUGCUCGUGGAGUUUGGUAUUCUUAGCCGUCUGAUUGGUGACUCUACAUUUGAAUGGGUCGCCCGGCGGGCUGUUAAAGCUCUGUGGAAAUUAAGAAGUAAUGAAACUGGACUAUUGGGGAAUGUGGUUAAUAUUCAGACUGGCCAGUGGGUGGGCAAGCAGAGCGGUCUGGGCGCCGGCAUGGACUCAUUUUAUGAGUACCUCCUCAAGUCUUACAUCUUGUUUGGAGAGAAAGAAGACUUUAGGAUGUUCACUGCAGCCUAUGAGAGCAUUCAGAGCCACCUGAGAAGAGGAAGAGAGGCGUGUAAUGAAGGAGAAGGUGACCCACCACUCUAUGUGAAUGUGAACAUGUUCAACGGACAGAUCAUGAACACAUGGAUUGACUCUCUGCAGGCAUUCUUCCCUGGACUACAGGUUUUAAACGGAGAUGUUGAAAAUGCCAUUUGCCUUCAUGCCUUCUACUAUGCAAUCUGGAAGCGUUUCGGUGCUCUUCCUGAGAGGUACAACUGGCAGCUUCAGGCCCCAGAUGUCCUUUUCUACCCCUUAAGACCUGAACUAGUGGAGUCCACAUACCUGCUCUAUCAGGCAACCAAGAAUCCAUUUUAUCUUCAUGUUGGGAUGGACAUUCUUGAAAGCCUUGAAAAAAAUACCAAAGUGAGGUGUGGUUACGCUACUCUUCAUCAUGUAGUGGAUAAAUCCAAAGAAGAUCGCAUGGAGAGUUUCUUCCUCAGUGAAACCUGCAAAUACCUUUACUUGCUCUUUGAUGAAGACAACCCACUGCACAAGUCUGAGAAUAAGUACAUCUUCACUACAGAAGGCCAUGUAGUUCCAAUAGAUCAGCGUUUCAGGGAGAGAAGUUGGGAAGAGCAGUUCCCAAAUGAAGAGGCCAGGAAAGACCCAAGAGCCAACAUAAGCAAUUGUGACCGGAUUCCUGAAGAGAGACGUUAUGGUCUUCCACUAAAGAGCAUGUACAUGAGGCAAAUAGACCACAUGGUGGGGCUGUCCUGACGUCAGUCCUGCCUCCUGUAGGUCUGACAUACACACAAACCCCCUGGAGGUACUCAACAACUCUCCAAACAGAACUUUUUAGUCUCAUUUUGCACAUUGAGAUUUUUUUUUUAUCAACAAAUCAACUAGCACCAAUUGUUCUUUUUUUUGUUCCAGUGUGUCUUUUUUGUGGCAUGAAAGUGUCACUCUUAAGUUAGAUCAGGUAUUUGGAUUUGGUUACAUUUUCGGAUCCAGCCAGCAAACAUCCACAGCAUAAAGCAAACUUGUUCAGGGCAGUUCGGCUGUUCAGAAUUGUAACAACAGUUAUUAUUAUUAUUUUUUUUAUUCUUGGGCUGAUUUCUAUAUUGUGCAAUCGAGUGUGUUUACACACCCAGUGUUACACGGUUUCUUCAGUGCCAUGUUUAAUGAAACUUGAUCUAGUAUUACAAAAGGGCUCUGUUGGGUGAACGAAUAGUAUGUUUGCAUGUUUCAGAUGUUCUUCUCAAGGAACAAGCUCUUAAAUAAGCUCAUGAUGACAGCUGAAUCAUUAUACGCCUUUCAGAAACACGCACAACAGAGGGGCUACAUUUUCUGCAAAUCUCAAAAAUCAUCAAAUCCACACGUUCUUUAUCUUUUCAUAUUUUGUGCCUUGGUUUGAAAGAUGUACAACACUUAUAUUUUUGCAUGAUUCAACAUUUCCGAUUGCACUGAUUUCAUUUUUUUUGCUAUCAGUGCAUUGAGAUAAAUGAAAAGGUUUGGUUAUGUAGCAUACAUGUUUGGUAUGUUUUGAUCCAAAUUAACAUUGAAAACUGUAUUUAAUUAAGUGCGUUUUCCACAGCAGCUCAAACAAGUGUUGCAAUUUUCCUCUCUCUCUCUCUCUGUUAGGUCUGGACAUUUAUACUAACAAUAAAUCCUUAAACAAUAUGAAGUUUGUUGGACCAAAUAUUACAUUUAACAAAAAAAGUGCCUUAUUCAUAUUUUCAUUUUCCUUCAGCGCUCAGGAUUAAUAGUAUGCCAUAAUGCAGUCACUCUGAGGUGAUGUGCAUGUAAUGUGUACGUUUCUUAACUCUUUUGUUUUUAUGCAUAUGUGUUGUUAGUGCAAAUGUUUUCUGAACAAAAGUUGACAAUAAGGGAUGAUCAAUAUGCUGGUAAGAGAAGAAUUCAUUUUGUUGGUGUUAUAGAUCAUGAUUUAUUUCGGGCACAUAGGGAGGAUACUGUCAGUAAUUACUUAGGGGGUUGUAUUUAUUCAGAUUGUUUUUUAUUAGAUGCAGGUAUUCUAAUUCAAAUUGUUUCAUGUUGAUCUGCUUGAUUUUAUUGUUAUUUAACCUUUAGUCCAAAUGGAGACGGAGGUUGAUGUCUACACUGCAUUUUAUCAAAUGAAAGAAAAAUAAUAAUAAAAACGUUACUUAAAAAAA